Venustampulla echinocandica is the source of this 948-nucleotide messenger RNA. RefSeq lists its product as uncharacterized. The record is from RefSeq and is a predicted model, not a curated record. The coding region runs from base 1 to 948 and encodes 315 amino acids. NCBI's taxonomy places the organism in Eukaryota, Fungi, Ascomycota, Leotiomycetes, Helotiales, Pleuroascaceae. The transcript has 3 exons.
AUGAAUCCGCAACUCCAAUCUCAAGAGGUAACAACAAGUGAGCCAGUUCCGGAUUCAAGUCUGGAUUCGCCACAGAAAACGAGCCAUACUGAACCAUUGCCAAAACUACAUGCAGUGCCUCCCUCUCGAAGGCGGCAAGUUAUUCUAUGGACUGGCGUUACUCUCGUUACAUUAGAUCUUUGUUGCCUCCCAAUAACUUAUUUUUAUGCGUUGAAAUUCGAUACAGAUCUUAGUUUGCAAACGAUUUUUGCCAUUAUCACAGGCGUCUAUGGCUUAAUAAGCUUCACCCACUACUUCUUCCGCUCGCUCAGGCUGUUCCUGCCCAAGAAAUCACCAAAAUGGAGACCCGUGGGGUGGACCAAAUGGGGGAUAGCGGAAUUUCUUCAGGUCAAUAUAUUAAUCAUUAUAACACUAGUCGAGAUCGAACUCGUAGCUGCCACAAUCCCCCACAACCCGUGGGUUCGUGUUUGUGCGAUGGCUUCCCCAACAAUCUGCUUCUAUGUUGGGUUCCUCUUUUGUGGCACUGCUAUCCUUACACAGAUGCGCAAGACACUUCCAUUUAACAUGUCCUCGACCCCAAAGGGAUCUCUCUGGAGACCGGCACUGUUCGCUUACGUCGAAGAUGCGGGAGCGCUGGAAGGCCAAGGAGGAGUUCCAUAUCGCGAAGCCAUCAUGAAGAGAUACGAAGUCAGUCCUCGGUUCAGGCGGAUGAUCCUCAUUCUAGACUGGAUGUGGGGCGUGGGUCUCCUCGCCAUUGCCAUUAUUUCGACGGUCUUGAUCAUGGUCUUAGACAAGAAUAUCGCAUUCGGCGUCGGAUGGGGCCUUCCCUGGGCAUUUUCGGCGGUAUACGCGCUUUUGACAGUGUGGAUUGUAAAGCAUCAUCUGAAAAGGGAGAAGGCGGAGUGGGCUAUGAAGGAAGUAGCCAGCUCAAAUAUGUCUGCUGCAUGA